AUGGAGUCAACCGAUCAAGUCAUCCACCUGCCCGAGAGCCCGAGCCUCGAGACAGGCAUUGACCAGAGGCACGAUUCAUCUUCCACUCACAUCUCCGUCACCGAGGUCAUCCACUACACCUCCAGCGGCAGCACUACCCAUUCAACCGGCCCAACCACUCCCCACGCCGCAGCCACCACCAGCUCCGGCACCGUCCUCGAAUCCCGUCGCCAAGAGGCCUACAAAAUCAACAGCAGCAACCAAGUCAACCUCGUUCGCGCCCAGGCUACCGCGCUCGGCCACGUUCACGUUCCUCCCCUUGUCUCCAGCUACCAUGUGCAGUACCGCGUCAAGGUCCACAACCGGCCUUACGUCGCGCAGCGCAUCUGUUCUCUCCCCAAGUGUUUCAGGAUGCAGAGCAAGCUGAUAUGUCGGAAAAACGAAACCGACAUGAAGACACACAAGCUGAAUCGGUUGAGGGAGGCGAGGAGGGCUGCUAUUAUUGCUGUCAUGUCUCCUUAG
Molecule: messenger RNA, 501 nt
Organism: Neurospora tetraspora
Lineage: Eukaryota; Fungi; Ascomycota; Sordariomycetes; Sordariales; Sordariaceae
Exons: 1
Coding region: 1-501 (166 amino acids)
Source: RefSeq, a predicted model, not a curated record